Pleuronectes platessa (European plaice) is the source of this 510-nucleotide messenger RNA. RefSeq names its product natriuretic peptide C-like (gene nppcl). Gene Ontology annotation, molecular function: hormone receptor binding; hormone activity. The record is from RefSeq and is a predicted model, not a curated record. NCBI's taxonomy places the organism in Eukaryota, Metazoa, Chordata, Actinopteri, Pleuronectiformes, Pleuronectidae. Gene Ontology annotation, biological process: receptor guanylyl cyclase signaling pathway; cGMP biosynthetic process. Gene Ontology annotation, cellular component: extracellular region. The coding region runs from base 34 to 510 and encodes 158 amino acids. The transcript has 2 exons.
GAGUGUCCUGGAAGUCCUUUUUAAUUCCUAUGUAUGAUUAAACAUGAGUUUUGUUGUUUGCAGUUUGUGUGUUUCCAGUCUUCCUGCACCAGUCGUUCCUUCAUCUCUGCUGCCAUGCUGUGUCCUGUGCUGCUCUGUGCCGCUCUGCUCCUCCUGACGCCCCUGGACAUCACAGAGGCUCGCGCUCUGCAUCCCUCCACCGAUGCCGCGCAGUUUAUGGAGCAGUUUCUGGAACGCUACAAUGACCUUUUGACCCUGGACGACCUGGAGAACCUGUUAAACAGCCAACGAGAGGAGCAGUCCACCUUCUCCUCCGGGGUCAAAGCGGCCGAGUCCCCCAAAUUGGCCGACGCGCAAACGCAGCCCGAGACCCCCUGGCUGCGCCUGCUGAAGGGCGCCCUGGCCAAUCAGAAGCGUGCAGAGCCGGAGCGCUCACGGCGGGGAUGGAACCGGGGCUGCUUCGGGCUGAAGCUGGACCGGAUCGGAUCCAUGAGCGGACUGGGCUGUUAG